Messenger RNA from Megalobrama amblycephala (Wuchang bream), 3932 nucleotides. Its product is annotated as gastrula zinc finger protein XlCGF57.1-like. The coding region runs from base 1873 to 2766 and encodes 297 amino acids. The transcript is spliced from 3 exons. The record is from RefSeq and is a predicted model, not a curated record. Lineage: Eukaryota; Metazoa; Chordata; Actinopteri; Cypriniformes; Xenocyprididae.
UCCCGAGGCAGGCGCAUAUAACGGUGGCAGGUCCCGUGGCAGCUCCCCCUUCCACAUAUUAAAGAUUUUACUCCUACGGCAGCGCUGCCCAGGCUCUGUCCACCUGUCAGCGCUGUGACACCGGCAACGGUAAAUGGCAGUGAGCCCAGCCCACACAUCAGAGAAGUGUCAGCUCUUAUUUUGAAAAGGGCUUAUUGAGGGGUCGUGACAUCACAUUGAAGCAAUACCCCUGAUUGGCUGACUACACGUGUGGCUCGUAGUCACACACUCUGCGGAAAGAUAGUGCCAAAAAGAUCUGUAGACGUGUGCAGAGGGAUCUGUGAAUGCCCUGUGAUCUGCAAACACAGAUUCAACACUUGCAUGCUGAGCUUUGCACAGAAUGUGUACGAAUGUCUUUUUACAGUGGUUUGAAAAUACAAGUUAGACCUUGUUUGUUUGCAAAUUGUGAGGAGGGCAUUUGUAGAUUUUUUAAUGGAAAAAACAGCGAAACGGCUGUGCCAAAAUUCUGAAAACAAAUGCAACACAAUCGACAAAUAAAAAAUGACCCUCAUGCGCAGACAAAUCACUUUGCAUUCAUUCAAAUUCUGGUUGUCAAGUACAAGUCACUGAUUUCUAUUUGUGAAUCAUGAAGAGUCUGUUUGUGGAUUUUUUAUCUAUUUGUAGAUUUUGUUUUACAUUUGCGGAUCAUGAGGAGUUUGUUUGCAGAUUUGGAAUCUAUUUACAGAUUGUGUUUUACAUUUGCAGAUUUUAAAUUUAUUUGUAGAUCUCGUUUUGUGUUUACAAAUUGUAAUAUGCAUUUUUGACUGAUAGUCUCUUUAUUUUCAAUGAUUAUGGCAUUAUUUUGUCACAACAGGUAAAACAAAAGUGUCAGAAUUCCGAAAACAAAUGUGACACAAUCUACAAACAGAACACGAUCUUCACAUGCAAACAAGUAACUUUACAUUCAUUCAAAUUCUGGUUUUCAAGUACAAGUCACUGAUUUCUAUUUGUGAAUCAGGAUUUGUUUAUUUGUGGAUUUUUAAUCUUUUUGUAGAUUGUGUUUUGUGUUUACAAGUUGUAAUAUCUAUUUGUGAAUUUUAGUCUGUCCAUUUUCAAUGGUUUUGGCAUCAAUUUACCCCCAUACGUAAGUUGCACUUUUUCCGUAAGUUGAAUAUGGAAGGCGUAGGACGUAAUCUUUUUGAAUUAGAGUUUUACACUUUAUUCGUACGUUGAAUACGGAAGGCAGUCUGGCUAGAUAUUUUUGAUAGUCCUCGAAGUUUCCGUAAUUUUUUCCAUUUUAAAAUUAAGCAUAGGCUACCAAAGAGCAGAUAUGUCAUAAAACACACGAGAAUGAGUGUUAGGAUAAUGAAAACCAUAAAUGCAACAUACUGUAUGUGAAACACUGUUAAUAUAUAUAGGCUAUAUAUAUAUAUAUAUAUAUAUAUAUGACUUUGAACUUUAAUGUGUUUCAAUUCGGACACAUGAAUGAACUCUGCUUUAUGAACUCAUACAACCUUUUUACCAUGAUUGUUUGUAUCAUAUUUGUCACUGUUUUAAUUUUAAUAGAAAUAUUAUCUGGUAAACAGUCAAUGCAGCGUCUGAACUUUUAUUUUGGAGUGACGACAUGACGUCAUAAGACUGCGAUCCUGCAUCUGUUGUGAUUCUGCUGAAGAAAGAUGGCGUUUAAAAAAGAGGUGACUGAAGACAUGAAGAUGGAGUUUAUUAAAGAGCAGGAGAGUGAAGAUAUAAAGAUGGUGUUUAUUAAAGAGGAGACUGAAGACUUGUUUAUUAAAGAGGAAGAGACUGAAGACAUAAGGAUUGAAGAAACAUUCAGUGUGAAACAUGAAGAUAUUGAGGAACAAACAGACCUAACGGCACUGAAAGAGGCUAGCCAUGAACUUAAUGAAAAAGAAGAGACAAAUUCUCAGUGUGAGAAUUCACACUGGAGAAAAGCCUUACACCUGUCAAGAGUGUGGAAACGGUUUCAGUCACAAAGUACACCUUGAAAUCCACAUGAGAAUUCACACUGGAGAAAAGCCUUACAACUGCAGACAGUGUGGAAAGAGUUUCAGACAUAAAGGAAGCCUUAUAGCUCACAUCAGAAUUCACGUUAGAGAGAACCCAUUCAAUUGCAAACAGUGUGGAAAGAGUUUCAGUCAAAAAGGAAAACUCAAAAUCCACAUGAGAGUUCACACUGGAGAAAAGCUUCACACCUGCCAACAGUGUGAAAAGAGUUUCAGUCGAAAAGAAGGCCUUAUAGCCCACAUGAGAAUUCACACUGGAGAAAAGCCUUACACCUGCACUCUGUGCGGGAAUGGCUUCACACAGGAAUGUAGCCUCAGGCAACACAUGAGAAUUCACACUGGAGAGAAACCUUUCACCUGCCAACAGUGUGGAAAGAGAUUCAUUCGAAAAGCAAGCCUUACAGCCCACAUGAGAAUCCACACUGGAGAAAAGCUUUACACCUGCCAACAGUGUGGAAAGAGUUUCAUUCGAAAAGAAGGCCUUAUAGCUCACAUGAGCACUCACACUGGAGAAAAGCCUUACACCUGCACUCUAUGCGGGAAUGGCUUCACACAGGAACGAAGCCUCAGGCAACACAUGAGAAUUCACACUGGAGAGAGCCUGUUCACCUGUCAACAGUGCGGAAAGGGUUUCAGUGAGAAAGGAAACCUUAAAGUCCACAUGAGAAUUCACACUGGAGAAAAGCCUUAUACCUGCCAACAGUGUGGAAAGAGUUUCAGUCAAAAACGACACCUUAUAGACCACAUGAGAACUCACACUUGAGAAAAACCUCAUACCUGUCAGCAGUGUGGACAGAGUUUCAGUUGUAAAGGAAACCUUAUAGUACACAUGAGAGUUCACACUGGAGAAAAGCCUUAAGCCUCAUUUACGCUGCACGCGGCUACUGAAGCCGAUACACAGCCACUUUAGUCAAUGCUCGUAUUUAAACCAGCCGUGCUGUGGUGCAUUUCAGAAGUGUCCCAGGCUAUUUUUGAUGGAUUCCAUUGCCUCUUCACUAUAUAUCUAUUCACUAUAUAAAGGAUAUAUAUAUCCUUUUUGAAUGAUUACAUGAGUGAUUACAAUAAUCAAUAUGUAACCUCUUAUUAUUUGAGUGAAAUAUUUCAUAUACAACCAUAGAAUGAUUACGUGGCUGUUGAAAUGUCCCUUUCAGGAGAUCUUCUGAUAUCUGUGUCUUUGUCUGUUCAUUUGGAGACACUCUCAACAUGUGUCCAGCCAUAGAUCCAUGUUUCACUAACACCCUGCACAGCUAGGUCGCAAAAGGUCACUCUAGCUGCUGGACUACAUGACUCUCUCUUAUUUCACAGUGUUAUCCUGUCUCUAUGUACUUCAUCAAAGAAUAAACAUGAAUAUUAUACGUAAUUCUCCUCAGAACUAGAACAUGUUAUCUUAUGUUUUGAGAAACCUUCCUGUUUAUAGUUGGAGCCUGGGCAGACUUCAACCUUGAAGAAGCUGUGUAUCUGUGUAUGUGUGCUAAUAUUCUGUGCAGGUCCUGACAAUUGGCAGUUCGGCUGGAGACUGAGAGAUGCCACUUCAUGACCCAGAGGGACAUCCAGUCCCUAAAUCCAGGGUUCCCUUGUCAGUAUCCUGAUGCAUGGAGAUACGCUUCUUACUAUCGGUCCAUGUGUGGAAGAUUUCUAAUUUUGUCUAUCUUCUCUUAACCAAUCAGUAAUGACGUAGUUAGUAGACUCUGUUAGAGUAUAAUUGGUGUGAAAAUGUGAAUGUACGCAGAGCGGCCUACGAACUCCUUGUGAGACUUGAAGCUGACUUCUGCUGAUGAAACUGCAAACUAUUCUUCAGUAAAAUUUCUUCAAUUGAUUGCAUCUCUGACUCCUGGUCUUUCAUUCGACAUAUCUGGUCAAGGGUCCUAAAACUGUUUAUUCCCAACAGAACCCAUGAAUAUUCACACUGGAGAGAAGACCUUUUACAUG